AUGUCCGCCGCGGUCAAUGUGCCGCGCAUUGGGGUCAUCGCUCUCGCAGCAUUCAUCGCCGUCUUCAGCGCUCGGUACAUCCGCACGAUUGUCAGCAUUGGCACCUUUUACUUUUACAAGCCGAAGCCGGUUCUCGAGAACCCAAAGUACACUGUCAAGGAUGCCAGCAUUAUCAUCCCAACGACGUUCAAGAAGCCGGGUGAACUCUUGGAAUGCGUCGAGCGGAUAUCAAACGAAGCUCCCGGCGCAAUCUACAUCGUGACGGCGGACCAGAACGUUUCAAUCGUCCAGCAGAUGCUGCAGGAGACCAACCUUGGUGACGUUCGUGUCCUCGGCGUUGAGCACUUGAACAAGCGUGCGCAGCUCCUAAAAGCACUCCGCGAAGUCGAGACUUCGAUCGUUGUCUUCGCCGACGAUGAUGUGUUCUGGCCUGCGGAUUACCUCCCUCGCCUUCUUGCAAUCUUCGAGGACGACAAGGUCGGAGCCGGCGGAACUCGUCAGCGGGUUCGUCGCGACAAGGCAGACAUGUGGAACUUUCUCGGGAUCGCUUACCUCGAGCGCCGUGUGUGGAACAACAUCUCCACCAACGCCAUCGACGGGUCCAUCUCCACACUCUCUGGUCGCACUGCGGCCUACCGCACCAAGAUCCUCCAGACUCCGAAGUUUUUCACGCACUUCAACGGCGACACCUGGCGCGGCAAGCCUCUCAAUUCCGACGACGACAAGUGUCUGACACGCUGGGUGUACUCCAAUGGAUGGAACAUCUGCAUUCAGUCCGAUCCGGAGUCCGUUCUUGAGACCACGGUCGAGGGCGACUCGAAGUACCUCGACCAGUGCAUGCGCUGGGCCCGCGCCCACUGGCGUGGCAACUUCACCGUGAUGGAGCAGGAGUCCUACUGGUGCUCGGUGAAGUUCUUCUGGGGUUUGUACAUCAUCUACUUCGGUCAAUUCCAGACGCCCGCGAUCCUUUAG
Messenger RNA from Zymoseptoria tritici IPO323, 972 nucleotides. RefSeq lists its product as uncharacterized. The record is from RefSeq and is a predicted model, not a curated record. Bases 1 to 972 code for a protein of 323 amino acids. Lineage: Eukaryota; Fungi; Ascomycota; Dothideomycetes; Mycosphaerellales; Mycosphaerellaceae. The transcript has a single exon.